Ciona intestinalis (vase tunicate) is the source of this 5586-nucleotide messenger RNA. The record is from RefSeq and is a predicted model, not a curated record. NCBI's taxonomy places the organism in Eukaryota, Metazoa, Chordata, Ascidiacea, Phlebobranchia, Cionidae.
GCCUAUGCAUAUAGAAUUGUUUAUCAAAAUAGUAUUACGGCUUAUUUUAGCAUAUAAACACGAGAAUUUUAAUUUAGGAACAACAGAACUAAACUGAAGACCAAUAUUUUGGUUUUAAUCAGUAAAUUUUUAUAAAAAUGACGGACAUACUUUGCAACUGGUUGAAUGAUGAGGUGAAUCUCUCGAAAAAGCUUGACAAAUCUCAAUUUGCUGAAGAUUUUGCUUCUGGUUUCUACCUCGGCGAAAUUCUUCACAAGUUUCAGCUUCAGCAUGAUUUCGACAAAUUUUCUGCUGGACAAACCGCAGAUGCAAAACUUAACAACUUCACAAGACUUGAACCUGUUCUGCAUUUGCUGGAGAUUCCAUUUGAUACGAACAUAGCGUACGAUAUAAUGAUGAUGAGACAUGGAACGGCCACACGGUUGCUGUACCAGAUGUACAUUGCUCUCCAUCGUAAAGUGAAGAGCAACUUGACGGGGGCAGCCAUGGAGAGCAUGAGGCCUUCUGCUCCUGUGAAACUUGAACAAAUUGAAAGUGGAUUGUACAAAGAGAGGUUAAAGACAUUGCUACCUCGAGAAUCUGACCUCAUUUUGGAGAAAGUCUCAACCAAAUUUCAAGCCAAGAGAAAAGAUAAUGAACGCAAAGCACUUGAUGCACGAUACAAAGAAAUGGAAAAUUACAACAAAAUCAGUCAACAACAACGGCAAGCUGCACUUGAGAAAUCGAGAGUUGCAAAACAAAAGCAAACCGAGAUUUUAGCCAAAAUACAAGCAGCCACAGUUCAUAUACCUAAACCACCACCUACCAAAACUUUGAAGGUGAUGAACAUGAAAAGGGAAUUACGUCAACGAAGAGAAGCAGAGUUGGUAAGAAGUGAAAUCAAAGGAUUUGAAAGUAAUCUUACCAAGCUUGUUGCGCCUACAUCAUCAAAUACUGAUCAAAUUGAUGGAGGAGAUGCUGGCCUCCAAAAAAGCAUUGAGUAUCUACAGCAGAUAAAGACAAGAUUGGAGGAAGAUUCAACUGCUCGAGAUGAAAGAGCAAAAAGGAGAAGGAAAGUCCUUGUGGAUCAGAUGAAAGCACAUCAUGCUCAAGAGGAAUCAUUGAGGCAAGAGCAAGUUGUUCAACGUUUGAUGCGUCAAUCACAACAAGAAAGAAGAAUUGCUGUACAGCUAAUGCAGGCACGAAGAGAGAAAGAUGUUAUCAGGAAAAAUCGCAUCUUCCAAGAGAAGCAGGUAGAGGCAAGAAGAUUGCAAGAUUUCCAAGAUGCAUUAGAUAAAGAAGCAGCACUUAACAAGUUAGCCAAGGAAGAAUAUGAAGAAGAAAUCCAACGUGAGUUAGAACUUCACCAGCGCAUUAGAUCCCAACAUGCACAUGAGAAAUACAGGCAACAUUAUAACUUCUGUCAGGAGGUGCUGAAUGCAAUCACAGACUUUGCUUGCAAGAUUGCUGAGUACAGAGAACUAACUGACAAGAAAGUUCCAGAAAAGUUGGUCAGAGAAUGGAGAGAUUUUGUGAUCAUGGGCAAACCAUUAUACAUCUCAAGUGACAUUGCCCUGCGUGAGAAGAUUGAGUUAGAAAAAGAAAAUUUGCUUGAUGAUCAAGACUUUUCGGAGUAUAAGAACAUGGUUGGAGAAUGGAAACCAUUAGAAGAUACUGAGAUUUCAAAACCUGCAAACAAUAAUAUUCUGGGUCAUAUCUUGCAUAGGAUGUUCAGCAUAGUUGCUCCAACUCCACCUCCAUCUCCUCCUCCCGUCUUCCCUGAGUUCCCGAUAAAAGUUGCGGUCCUUGGGAAGAUGUUUGCUGGGAAGAGUAGUGUUAUAUCAUCACUGGUGAAACAACAUCGAAUCGUCCAACUUUCAAUGAAUGAAAUAUUAUCUUCAGCAGUGGAUGCACUUAGUGAGAGAAAUGAAGAGAAUGAACAGUCUGAGGACCUUGCGAAUCAGAAUGCAUUGGCUGAAAAGGCUGUGGAACAUUUAAAGAAAGGUGAAAUUGUUCCAAAUGAAGUCUUGGUUGAUUUACUUGUUGACCGGAUCCACAAAAUACCGGCUGGAACCGGUUGGAUCCUGGAUGGAUUUCCAACCAACAUUGAACAAGCUUUGUUGCUUGAAAAAGCAUUGACUGGUUCAGAUGUGUCUUACUCCAAAGAUAAGAAAGAUAAGAGAAAAUCUUCUGUUGUUUCUGACCCGAAACCUGUGAAAGCUAAACCAGCCACUCCCCCUGGUUUACAUAUGGUUGUUCAUCUUGAUGUGAGCGAUGCAACGAUACUCAGUCGUGCAUGUGGCCGGACAUAUGGUACAGAGAGUGGGGAAACCUUCCAUACAGAAUAUGAACCUCCUCCAUUUGGAAGCCACAGUGGCCUUGGUAAAGUAGAUCAGAUAAAGAAUGUACAAGACCCAGCUUUCGAACACGAACAAGUCCAACACAGGAUUACAAGUUUUCACAGCAAUUGGGAAAAGAUGGAAAAGUUGUACAGUGAGAUAACCACAGUGCAGCAUGUUGAUGCAGAGGCUGCUAAAGAUACUGUUUAUGCUCAGCUUGAGAAGACUGUUUUUUCAACACUCAAUAAGAUUCAAGAAAAGAGUGAAGAGGAGUUUGCUGCAGAACUUAGCGAUAAAUUAUCAGAAGAAAUUCCCAAGGAGGAAGUGAAACCACAAAGAAGUGAUCUUUUAAGACCGGAUUCUGCAAGUAGCAGAAAAUCAAAGGACUCGAUACGAAGCGCUCGCAGCAAAACAAAAUCAGGAAAAGGUUCAGCUCGUGAUAGAAAGAAGAGUGGAGAAAAGUCCGAUAAAAAAUCUCGAAGCAGAUCGGCCUCGAGUAAAAGCUCAAAAGAUAAAAGGAAAUCCGCCACUCCACCUCCAGCGCCUGUGGCUGAGGCGGUUGAACCAGAAGAAGUCAAUAAACCUAAACCUGGAGACCAGGGGUGGGAGUACGUGGACGAGGAACUUCCAUUAACGCUUGUACAUUCAUCUGUUCCUUAUUGGAAGAACGCAGAGAUGACUUACAUCAAGUCAUGUAAAUUCGUUUUCAGGGAAAUUCGAAUGGAGAGGGAGAGUAUUAUCAGAUACUUGUACGAGAUCCGACAAGACUUUCAGCUUCACUUGAGACGUCCAGACCACAAACAAACAUUUGUAACUGCCUGGCAUCGCGAUUACAACAGUGUGGCUGAAGAUCUUCGCAAAGAUGAGGAAACACAAGCUGAACUUCAUCAAAGACUUGAUGAUUUACGCGAAAAACUCUGGGACAUUUGUGACACGAGGAAAGAAGAAGUGGAAGUUGAGAGGAGCAACCUCAUCAGUGAAGGAUGGUUGCAAGAUCAUCUUGGCAUCUUAACUAAUCUCUACCUCACUCUAAUGCAGGGUGAAAUUGAUCGUUUUGAAGACACGGCUCGUGUUGUGAAAGAUUACUACAGUGGAAUGCGCAAGAGCAUACCUGGGGAAAAUGUAUUACCCGGUAUGUUACCACGACUACCACUGGUUGAACAUGAUGUUGGUGUACAUGGUGUUCCUACUGUCCAAAGCACACUUACUGUUGGAAGUGAAAAUCCAUCUAUAUCUCCACAGUCUUCACAAUCAGACACCAAGAAAUUAUCAACUAAACAAAGUGAAGAUGUAACCAACGAAAACGAAGCGACAAAACUUGCUCAAGCUGGCAGCAGAACUAAAAUUCCUCUCAUACAAAGAGGAGUUGCUUUCAGCAACCAGCUCACAGAGGAUGGAGGGAAAGGAAAAAAAGGAAAACCUCCUGCGGCUGUAGGAACAGAUAGCCCAGUACAAGAUGAUAAACUGGAAGAGAAGACAGUAGAAGAGGCGUUUACUUUUGCAGCAAAUGCGAUUGCACACGUGGUCCAGGUUUGUAUCAACGCGAAGGAAGCAGAGGAAGAAGAAGAAAGACUUCAAAAAGAAGAAGCUGAAAAAGCAAAAGCUGCUCUUAUUCCUGUGGAUAAGAAAGGUGGAGGAGGUAAAAAAGGAGGUGGUAAAAGCGCUAAGGGAAAGAAGGGAGGAAAGGGUGGGAAGAGCAAAUCUCCCACUCCCACUCCUCCCACUCCUGUGGAGGAGGAGAGUGAGGAAGAGAAAAAGAAGAGAGAAACAGCAGCAAGAUUAAAAGAGGAAUAUUUUGCUGUUCUCCAACAGGAAGAAGCAGCAGCCAAGGAUCGACUUAAGUUAAUCAAAACCCGUUCCAUUCACACCCUGUCGGACUUGUAUGGCAAAUCUGAAAUGACAUUCACUGAUAUGAAUGACUGGAUAGGUUCAAGAUAUCUUAGAGAGAUGGCAGCCAUUGAUAAUCUGAGCUCUGUUGUUCGACAGUGCAUAGAGGAAGGCGUGCAGCUUGAGUAUGAGUUGCUGCUGGAGCAAGAUGAGUUUAUAAUCAACCAUGACGCAAAGGUUAUAAGAACACCAAGUCCACCACCCAGACCUGAACCUAUUGAAACUUCCCAACCUGAUGUCUUUACAAUUGUUCAACUUGGGAAGCUAUACAGCCAUUUUAAAGGUGUUGCUCCCAAUGGAAUGAUAUUGAACAAAGCCUUUAUAGAAGUGUUGGCAGAUACAGCUGCAUUAGAUGCUGGUGCAGAUGCUUUACCUGAUAUGUGGAUUAACAUUUCAUACAACCAGCUUGUGGAGCUAGCGGACCUUUUGUCUGGUGAAUCAGAAUACAUUGAUUGGAGAAAGUUUCUACUGCUUGCUGCGUUUCCAUGGCAGCAGCCAACCACAGAGGAACUGCUGUUGGCAAGAUCAGCUUUCCAACAGCACGAUGUUUGUGGGAACGGCUGGAUAAGCAAGGACCAAUUCUUGAAUGUUAAACUUUGGCUGGAUGAUAGUGAAAGCAGCAAAGAUCCCGAUGUUUAUGACAGAAAUAAACACUUCAGUGAAUUCUGUUUCACACUUUUCUCAGAUUGGGAGCAGACUCCACCAAGAUUGGACUAUGUCAACAUGCUCAUGUAUUUUGCUAUGGAUAAAAAUACGGUCACUGGAUUUUUAAGAGCAUUAAGUGUUGCUUCAGGAAAAGCAAUGCCUUCAUAUACAAAGAAACUUAUAGAACCUACUGAAGAUUUGAAUAAAAAUUCCGUUCCUGGAACUGAACGACUUUUAGAACUGAGUCCAUCAAAAACCAGAGGUAUCAAACUGGAACUCGACACAAAUCCAUCUCCUGAGAUUUCAGCUCAAGAUUGGUGGAGUGUGCUACAUCAUGGGAGUAGCAGAUUAGGGGAUUCCCAUCGGUUUGCUGAGUUUGACGACCCCAAGUCACAAUUUUCUAUGCCUCAACUCCAGUCUUUAUACGAAGAAUUAGAAUCUGAUGAAAGUUCAACUCUACCAAUGCAAACUCUUAUUCUUCAUCCUGUAUUACAAGAUGCAAUACUUGGUUGCAAGAAAUACCAAUUUCUGGACAUUCGAUCUGUAUUUCAUGGUGAGAAUUCUGCUUAUGAUGCAGACACCACUCAGUUUAUCUAAAAAAUAUCACAGUCGUGUUUUUCCUGUUUUGCAUUUUGACAACUGUAUUCAAAUAUUUUAUUUCUUAAAUUUAAUUUGUAUUGUAUGUAUUAGUUAACAAUGUUCGUUUAUUGAAAUAAACAAUAAUUUAUAUGCUGUG